Molecule: messenger RNA, 3992 nt
Organism: Pleuronectes platessa (European plaice)
Lineage: Eukaryota; Metazoa; Chordata; Actinopteri; Pleuronectiformes; Pleuronectidae
Product: homer protein homolog 3
Exons: 11
Coding region: 490-1590 (366 amino acids)
Biological process (GO): G protein-coupled glutamate receptor signaling pathway; regulation of store-operated calcium entry
Cellular component (GO): dendrite; postsynaptic density; plasma membrane
Molecular function (GO): G protein-coupled glutamate receptor binding
Source: RefSeq, a predicted model, not a curated record
UCCCAGUGAGGACUGGCACACUGAGUGGGGAGAGCAGGGGAGCACAGCACAAGUCCUGGGGGCGGUUUGAGCUGAAACUAUUCCACCGCCAGACUUCCAUCGACAUUCCUCCGUGUGUGCGGCCACACAGAGCGGAGCCAAGGCGGGUUUACGGCGCGUAAUUACGCACGAGCAUACGACGGAUCUGCGGUGUCACCGGCUGUGGACACCGGCGGACAAAGGGAAGAAGGCGAGCGGGCUGGAGUACAACAACUGACUCGAGAGGAGGAGUGCUGCUGGAGGGGGGGAACCAGGGGAUCUGGAGUCGGAAGUGAUUUCUCUUCUUUCUCUCUUUUCCGAAAUAUAACUUGCGCUUCAGGAUUUCACAUGAGAACAUAAUCGAGUUUGGAGACGCAGAGGAAACACGGGACGGAGAGAGUUCGUGAGUGGAAUCUUUCCCUUGAACCAUCAUCCAGAGGAGCAUGGGAGGAGUUGUCUACGAGCUGUAAAAUGUACCCGCUACAACGAGAGAGGGAGCAGCCCAUCUUCAGCGCCAGAGCUCAUGUCUUCCAGAUUGACCCGGCCACCAAACGCAACUGGCUGCCGGCCAGCAAGCACGCCGUCACCGUGUCCUUCUUCUACGAUGCCAGCCGCAGCGUGUACCGCAUCAUCAGCGUGGGGGGGACCAAAGCUAUCAUCAACAGCACCAUCACCCCCAACAUGACCUUCACCAAAACCUCCCAGAAGUUCGGCCAGUGGGCGGACAGCCGGGCCAACACGGUGUACGGACUGGGCUUCUCCACCGAGCAGCAGCUGCAGCAGUUUGCAGAGCAGUUUAAAGAGGUGAAGGAGGCAGCCCGCCUGGCCAGAGAGAAAUCCCAGGAGAGGUUUGAACUGGCCAACCCGGCCCUCAGCAUCGCAGCUCCACAGCUCUCCCAGGAGUUGUCGGAGGAGCGACACUCGCCGCCGCUGUUGACCGUUAACGGGCCGGGCGAGGAGAAGCUGUUCCGCAGUAAGAGCGCCGAAGUGGAACUGACGGCAGAGAAGGAGAGAGUCAAGAAGAUGCUGUCUGAAGGGUCCAUGUGUGAGAUAAACCUGGAGGCUGAGCUCUUCACCCUGCAGGACAGUAACGCCAAACUGGUGGAGGCGCUGGAGGAGGCCAACAGCAGCGUGGAUGAGUGGAAGAAACAGCUGGCUGAGUACCAGGAGGAGACGGAUCGCCUGCGAGACCAGGUGGAGGAUCUGGAGGCCCAGCUGGGGCAUCCUGCUGCCGCUCAGACUGGUAGAGAGGAGCUGAACCGCUCGCUGGAGGAGCUGGAGGCCCUGCUGAGCGCCAGAGACCAGGAAAUUCACAAUCUACAGAGCAAGAAAACCGAUGUGAGCGAGCUGGAGAGGGAGAGAGAAGAUGCCACGCAGAGACUGCAGGAUCUGGAGAGACGAAACACGGAGCUGGAGGACCGGGUUCAGAGCGCCGAGACCACACUGGCCUCCAGCCGGGAGGAGCGGGAGCAGGCGGAGGUCGAGGUCCUACGCAUCAUCGAGGCUCUGGAUGUCAAAAUCUGCGACCUGAAGGACCUGAGACAGAGCCUAGAGAAACUGGUUGACAAAUAGCCUCCGUUGGGCGGUUGGGCUGCAUCUCCACAGUCAGAGCCCGUCUCCUUCAUGUGGCCUUGAUUUGUGUUUCACUGAUUUAACAGCAGAGGAGGAAUCAAAGUAAUAUGAAUCAAAGGAGGGAGACACACACAGGCGUUUACCUUCAUGGAUCUGUUUUCUAGGAUCAAUGCAGGAAAACACACGAAUCAGAAACCUCUUACAGGUGCAGAAUAAUCCAUCUGCACCGUGCAUCAUUGUUACUUUCACCUUGGGAUAAUAAUCAUUAGCAUAAUGAGGUUUGUUCUAAUUGGCCACUGCUACUUGUUGUUCCAUGUCAUAAUUCCCACCAGCUGCACGUCCUUCAGUCCCUCAAUUCUGAAGAGCAUGAAAUUAUUUUUUCAUCCUCCACCGUCACUGACAAGUCCCUCAAAUAGGUGAGGUCCAAUAGCUCUGGUAGAACAGCGCCCCCCCUCCUAAUUUUGAUGUCAUAGCAGCCGGAUGUGUAAGGUUAAAAUCUGACCUGGUAGUUAACAGAGUAAAAAGUACAGAGCAGAAGCAGAAAGACCCUUAAAGUCUUUUCAGCAGGGGUCUCAUGUUGUUAUGGUGAUAAAAGUGAUGACUUCACAGCAACACACAGUUCUGCACAAAGCACCUUUUAAACAGGGAUUUAGUGUUUUGAAAAGACAUGUCCAAAAGGUGCCGGAGCAUUUUCUACUUGUUCUUUAGUUUUUUUUGGUGUUAUCUAUUAUUAUUUAAUACAAAAUCUAUUAUGAUUUGCUUCUAAAUCUAUAAGCACAUUAGUUUAUCGAAGGAAGAAGCGAGAGGAGGAGCAAGACUUGGGAACAAUAAAUAACUAACGACCUGUCAAACUGACAGCAGGAGCUGCAUCAGGGAUGGAUGGUUGAAAAAUAAAGUUGAAUGGACAAUAACAUUUUAUACUUAUUCUAAACAUUAAUACUUAAUAAUGCUGGACACAUAGAAACCACCGCGACUGCCCAUAAAGGCUUUUUUUAGUGCAGUUUGGCAGAAGCCCAUUUUCACAUUAGAUUAAUGAGGCUCACUCGUAAUCUAAAUCUAACGUUUCCCAUGCUACCGGUGAAUCUUAAAAAGUGAGAGCUAGUGUGGCAAUUACAAAAUAAUCAAGCUAAUCAAGCUAAUCAAGAAACACGUCGUCUUUUGUACAAUAACAAGCUUUUGUUUAUUUGGGCUGUGGAGAUGCACCCAGCAGGAGUUUGGUUGUGGUCAGAACACAUGGAGGCAAAGACCCUGAAGACAGUCAGUUCCGGUUCACCAUCAGCACCCUGCACUGGACCACUGCUCCAACAUCAACACAAGAGAAGACAAAAAACAACCUGCUCCCGUUGUGGUCUGAGGAUCACCAGCUCAUGUUUCAUAAGGACUGCCUCUCUCUCUCUCUCACCUCUCACUCCAUCAUUCAGGUCCAUCGAUGAGUUCCUCACAGUCUAGGUGGGACAUCAAGCUGCAGCUGGUGGAUUGCUCCUCUCCACCGGCCUCUGACAGGUUGAUCCUGAUGAGCUGAACCUGAUUUAGAAAAUGUCUGUGCCAACUUUAAUUUUGUCUACUUUGUUGUUUACAAGUUUUUUGUUGUUGUUGUUGUUUUGGUCCGUGUUCACACAAAUUAAUCUCGUUCUACUUUGUGUACUUUGUGCUUCACGACACCACAGUUUUACCAUUCUAGUAAUAAUAACCCUGAGGCUUAGUGAAGCGGCAGAGCGUAGAUCAUUAGAGAGCACUGCAUGAGCUCGGCAGAAGCCCCCGUACCUGCCGAGUAAAGUGACGCACGUUACUCAGCAGCGUGCCACCUCCAGUUUAAAAAAAGCACAACUGCAGUAGUUUUAGCGACUGGGUACUUAAUUGACUUGUCCGUCAAGCUUUGUAUGUGAACUUCUGACGCACACUAUCGGUCUUCGCUUCUCACCCUCUGCUGAUGAGUUAUGGAUUUCUUCACAUGACGGUAAUGUAGGUACAGUUGAGGUGCAGCUCCUCACAACUGAUGAUGCAGUAGCUUCCACUGAUGAUGACAAACAUCGUCCGAAUGCGAUCCAAGCAGGUCAGAAGACUAAAUCUGUCCAUGUCAUAAGUUUGCCGGACACCGUUGUAGCAUUAUUACACUGACCAGCCAUUAACACCUUGUGAGGCUUCUGCCAUUGUCAACUGAUGGUGUAUUUAUUAUUACUCCUUCGCAGUUUCUUUGAGAUUUUCUUUUGUGCAGUUCCCAAUGAUCACCUCAGCCAUUUCAUCAAACCUAAUGCAGUAGUAAUGUUAAUGUUACUGCAUUGAUCACUUUAUUGUUUUAAGACUUCAUCACUUUGACAGUUGCUACACCAUCUGGCAUUUGGGGCCUCAGCUGCUACAUGCAAGUAUAUGACUGAAUCAGCAAUAAAGUUUUUUUUUUUGCA